AUGACGCCUCAAACCCAUUCCUCACCUGUUACAAAUGCAGACUCAGACUGCAGCCAUCUUCCCUCCUAUGAUGCUAUCUCGGAGAAAGUUCCAUCCUAUUCCAGCACUGAAGCCAACGCCAACAUCAGCACAGAAUCUCAAGCAGACGGCCUAGCAGCUUUGACCGCGGCACAAAUUCAGCAGAAACCAAACAUUGCACGUCGGGGCCGUUACAAUGAGGACAUCGAAGCUCAAAAUGCUCUCUCGAAACAGGAACGAGUUCAAUCCCAACAACAACCCAACGACCACUCCCAGAACGAGAACCUGAACAUCCUAGAACGAGCAGCUCGACUACGCGCUACUUCACAAAACACUCUCGUCGCAGAAGAGCAGCCUUGCCAGCAAAGGUGCCAACAACAUUGCAUCAACCACGCCAGAAACCACCCAACCCGGCCCAUCCCUCAAUCCCAACUAACCCUAAAUCCAAAAUUCACGAAAGCCCUCUACCGAGCCCGCUGGCUCGUAGCCGUCUGGUUCCCCAUCUCCAUCUUCCACGUCUACCUCAUCUGCGACACUUUACUCCACGCCUCCCGUGACCCCCUCUGGCUCGAAUUCCAAAACACCUUCUGGCAAAACUGGAUUCGCAUGGCUGAGGUGGUUCAGUACGUACAAUUACCAAUAGGAAGUCUGUCAGUUCUAUGUGUUCCUGUAGUAGUUGGCAGGGUUGAGUGGUUUGAGGACAAGCCAUUUUAUAGGGGUGUGGUUAGGGGUGUUACGCCUGUUGGUGCGGUGCUGGGGAUUAUGUGUGCGCUGAUACAUUUUGGGGUUGCGGGGCUUCAGGCAAUGGAGUAUUAG
Lithohypha guttulata is the source of this 834-nucleotide messenger RNA. RefSeq lists its product as uncharacterized. The record is from RefSeq and is a predicted model, not a curated record. The transcript has a single exon. Bases 1 to 834 code for a protein of 277 amino acids. Lineage: Eukaryota; Fungi; Ascomycota; Eurotiomycetes; Chaetothyriales; Trichomeriaceae.